Molecule: messenger RNA, 690 nt
Organism: Pogona vitticeps (central bearded dragon)
Lineage: Eukaryota; Metazoa; Chordata; Lepidosauria; Squamata; Agamidae
Gene: RPL12
Product: ribosomal protein L12
Biological process (GO): translation
Cellular component (GO): cytosolic large ribosomal subunit; ribosome
Molecular function (GO): large ribosomal subunit rRNA binding; structural constituent of ribosome
Source: RefSeq, a predicted model, not a curated record
GCCCUGCGACUGUCUCUUUUUCCGCCUGUAUUCGCGAGUGUUGGUUGGUGGUCGUUUCGCAUCCGCUGCCAUCCGCUCGGGGCUUAGCCCGCCGACCCUCCCGCCGCCAUGCCGCCCAAGUUCGACCCCAACGAAAUCAAAGUCGUGUACUUGAGAUGUACAGGAGGUGAAGUUGGUGCCACUUCCGCCCUGGCUCCUAAAAUUGGGCCUUUGGGUUUGUCGCCCAAGAAGGUGGGCGAUGACAUUGCCAAAGCCACCGGCGAUUGGAAGGGCCUCCGGAUCACCGUGAAGCUGACCAUCCAGAACAGGCAAGCUCAGAUCGAGGUGGUUCCGUCCGCCUCCGCCUUGAUCAUCAAGGCUCUGAAAGAGCCACCUCGUGAUCGCAAGAAGCAAAAAAACAUUAAGCACAGCGGCAGCAUCAGCUUCGAUGAGGUUGUCAGCAUUGCCCGGCAGAUGAGGCACCGAUCCUUGGCCCGGGAGCUCUCCGGGACCAUUAAGGAGAUUCUGGGAACAGCUCAGUCUGUUGGCUGUAAUAUUGACGGGAGGCAUCCUCACGACAUCAUUGAUGACAUCGAUUCUGGGGCAGUUGAAUGCCCAGCGAGCUAAAACCUUGGCCGACAUGGAUUUUCCCCUGCAAGUUUUGUAAAGGAAAUCUCUAUAAUAAUAAUAAAAAAAACUCCUGAUUCUCAA